Messenger RNA from Juglans microcarpa x Juglans regia, 2494 nucleotides. RefSeq names its product 9-cis-epoxycarotenoid dioxygenase NCED2, chloroplastic-like. Gene Ontology annotation, cellular component: chloroplast stroma. The coding region runs from base 340 to 2142 and encodes 600 amino acids. NCBI's taxonomy places the organism in Eukaryota, Viridiplantae, Streptophyta, Magnoliopsida, Fagales, Juglandaceae. The record is from RefSeq and is a predicted model, not a curated record. The transcript has a single exon. Gene Ontology annotation, molecular function: carotenoid dioxygenase activity. Gene Ontology annotation, biological process: carotene catabolic process.
UCCAAACUUUCAAGCCCUGUUUGAGUGCCCCCACGUUAAUACGUUCUGCAAAUCUCUAAUGUCAAUCUCCAAGUACCCUUCCCACCAGACCAUCACGUGGUCUUCUCGUACAUGUCUGAGGUGACCUCUUUACCAAAACGAAAACCUUCUCUUUCAAGCAACUCCAGACUCCAAGUGCCCUAUUUAUAACCUCUUUUCUCACCCUUUUCUCUUCAAAAUUCGUUUCUUCCUCUCCUCUCUUCUCUUCUCUUCUCUUCUCUCCUCUCCUCUCUCGCAAACCAAACCAAUUAUUUAGAACCUCUCUUGCCUUCAGUCAUCUGAGAGACUGCACCCAAAGCCAUGACUGCUGCUUCAACUCCACUCAACUCUAGUAGUUGGGCAAAAGCCCAGAUGCCUCGCCCCACUUAUUUGGGCUUUCCAUCGUGGUCUAUCUACCUAAAGAAGCCCAACAAUAGUAGAGCAAGCAUUGUUAAUAGCGUAAACAGUGCUUUGCAUUCUUACUCGGUGCUUCAUUUCCCAAAACAGAGCUCCCGGCAACCAUUAAUUUCGAAACCUGACAGCUCUGUUCAACUCAACACCAAUCAAUUUCCUCCACAGUGGAAUUUGCUACAAAGAGCUGCUGCCAUGGCCUUGAACAUGGCCGAAGGCGUGUUGCUUUCCCUCGAGCGCCAACACCCACUUCCCAAAACCUCGGACCCGAGAGUUCAGAUUGCUGGAAAUUUCGCUCCCGUACCCGAACAACCUGCUAUGCACUCACUUCCGAUCACCGGCACAAUCCCCGACUGCAUCAACGGCGUUUACCUCCGAAACGGAGCCAACCCUCUAUUUGAACCUGUCGCUGGCCACCACUUCUUCGACGGCGAUGGCAUGGUUCACGCCGUCACCAUUCAUGGCCACUCCGCCAGCUACGCGUGCCGGUUCACCGAGACACAAAGAUUCGUCCAAGAGCAAGAACUCGGCCGUCCGGUCUUCCCAAAGGCCAUAGGUGAGCUCCACGGACACUCUGGUAUCGCACGCCUUCUUUUAUUCUACGCUCGAGGGCUUUUCGGACUUUUGGACAAUAACCAUGGCACCGGAGUCGCCAACGCCGGGUUAGUGUACUUCAACGACAGACUGCUCGCCAUGUCGGAGGACGACUUGCCAUAUCAGGUAAGAGUCACUACCUCCGGGGACCUUGAAACCGUAGGCCGAUACAAUUUCGAUAACCAGCUCAAGUCCACCAUGAUUGCUCACCCAAAGGUCGACCCAGUUUCCAAAGAGCUCUUUGCUCUCAGCUACGACGUUGUCCAGAAACCGUACCUCAAGUACUUCAAAUUUUCUCCUGAUGGAAAGAAGUCCCCGGACGUUGAAAUUCAAGUGCCGGUACCUACCAUGAUGCAUGACUUUGCAAUCACCGAGAACUUUGUGGUGAUUCCAGAUCAACAGGUGGUGUUCAGGCUGAACGAAAUGAUUAGAGGUGGCUCUCCCGUGAUUUACGACAAGAACAAGAAGUCACGGUUCGGAAUUCUCUCAAAAAAUGCCCGUAAUGCUUCAGAUAUUGUCUGGGUCGAGUCCCCAGACACGUUUUGCUUUCACUUGUGGAAUGCCUGGGAGGAACAGGAGUCUGAAGAGGUCGUGGUGAUCGGCUCAUGCAUGACACCGCCGGACUCUAUUUUUAAUGAAUGCGAUGAGAGCUUGAAAAGUGUGCUCUCUGAAAUCAGGUUCAAUUUGAAGACUGGAGAGUCGGCGCGGAGAUCGAUAAUUUCGGCCUCCGAGCAGGUGAACCUAGAGGCCGGGAUGGUGAACCGGAACAAGCUUGGGAGGAAAACAAGGUAUGGUUACCUCGCCAUUGCUGAACCGUGGCCAAAAGUGUCCGGGUUCGCCAAGGUCGAUCUUUCAACUGGGGAGGUAAAGAAGUAUAUAUACGGCGAUAAAAGGUACGGCGGAGAGCCAUUUUUCUUGCCAAGAGACUCCCAUUCAGAAAAGGAAGAUGAAGGGUAUAUUCUUACUUUCGUCCACGACGAGACGACAUGGAAAUCCGAGCUUCAGAUUGUGAACGCCAUGAAUUUACAGAUAGAAGCUUCAGUAAAGCUACCUUCGAGGGUGCCGUAUGGUUUUCAUGGCACGUUUAUAGACUCAAAAGACUUGACAAACCAGGCGUAGAGUACCGCAAUGAGAAUGAUCACAGUAGGAUCCCCAAUCUUGGAGAUUAUUCCCCGAAUACUCUGCUGCAUGGCAAAAAAAUUUUAAAACCCUACAACCUUUUACUUUCGGUAAUGUUUUUACUCUGAUCGUAAUUUUGAUGAGGACUCUGCAGCUUGAAGCUUUUGGAAUGAAGGUAGCUAGGUUUCGAGCUCAGCUGGUUUCUGUUUGCUUUUGGUAUGUAUGGAAGAUUAUAGAUCUUCCUCUUGUUACGUACGUCCGGCCCACAGCUUGCAAAUAGUAAUAGUAAUCUUGUAUGUACGUCGUACUGUACUUGUGUUUACUUAUAAUGUGGAUCGAUGUUCUACAUUAA